AAAAAUUCAUUUACAUCCUUUAUCUCCAUCUAAUCAAGUUUCAAUUACUAUUCAUGAUCAUUUACAAGAAUUAAUUCAUCAAGCAAAUGACAAUACUGGAAAUUUUACUUCAACUCAUAUUAUCAAAUAA
This is a messenger RNA of Diversispora eburnea, 130 nucleotides long. The record is from the annotation of a GenBank genome assembly. NCBI's taxonomy places the organism in Eukaryota, Fungi, Glomeromycota, Glomeromycetes, Diversisporales, Diversisporaceae.